AUGCGUGAAAUUAUAAAAAGUCUAAUAGAUAUAUCAAUUUUAUAUUUCCAAAAUCUCAUAAAAGUAAUUCCUAUAUAAGGAAACAAUAUAUUUCCUUAAAACUGGUAUUCACCCUGUUUAAAUGUAUAAGUCCCUUUAAAAGAUUAAACACUAGGAGUCCCGAAUUCUGACCUACAUCUCUAUAUAACAUAUAUAGACAAUCCUUAUUCCUCCGUAUUAUCAAGUGCUUCAUUUUGUGCAGUAGAUCCUAUUUUAAAGAGACCUACCUUCGGUAGAAUAUAAUACAAUAUCGGCAUAUUGAUCUCUUAAAUUUCCAGCAAUGAAAAAUUUGAGAACCGAGUAGAAACUACAAUUCACGAAAUGUUACAUGUCCUCGGUUUUUCCCAAUUCAGCAUGCCCUACUGGAUCGAUCCUUCCACUAAAAGUUUCUACGGUUAGACUUUUCGUGAUAAAAUCUUAACUUAGCGUACUAUCAGAAACCUCACUACAGAUAUUUUAUAUUCACAAAACGUUCUCUAGACAACCCGUAAAUAUUACGAUUGUGAAAAUCUAGAAGGUAUGUAAUUAGAGAAUUAAGGGGGAUAAGGUUCUGUAGGCUCACAUUGGGAAAGGACAAUUUUAUUAAAUGAAAUUAUGACUGCAGAGAGUAUUCCCACUUAAGCUCCUCUUUCUAUUUUUACUAUAGCUUUGUUAAAAGAUACUGGUUUCUAUUAGGAUGUCAAUGAAAAUUUCUCUUCUAAAAUAAAAUGGGGGAAAGGAAGAGGAUGCGAUUUCUUUUAAUCCGCGUGUAAAAGUUAAACAGUUUAAUACCAAGAAUUUGUAGAAAGUUAAUAGCCUAAAGGAUGCUCUUAUGAGAAUGAUGGAUAUGGGACUGGAGUGAAUACUUUAACAACUGAUGGUUGUUAUUUUAUGAUUUCUUAUUCCAAUAAAAUAUGUAAUUCUGCCGAAAAUAACAACUUAUCCAGUAAUAAAUAUAUGAAUGAAAGAUUAGAGACAUUCGGAGCUGAUUCCAGAUGUUUAAACUCAACACUUUCAUUUAGUAAUUAUAUUUUUAAUGAUAGUAAUAGAUGUCAUUAGAUUAAAUGUGCAGAAGAUUUAUCAUCUAUAGCUAUUUUUUUAAACUAAAUAAAUAAAUAAAUAACCUGUACAAAAGAAAACGCUUUACUUAAUAUAUAAACUGACUAAGGAAUUUACAUAGGAACUAUUACAUGCCCUUAAAACUUUAAAUAAUUUUGUAAUUAUGAACCUGUAUGUAAAAAUGCCUGUAAUAAAAAAGGAAUUUGUAUAAAAGGACAAUGUAUGUGCCUAUAAGGUUAUGCAAAUGAAGACUGCUCAAUUUAAUGUCCAAAGUAUAGCGAAAAUGGGCUUUGUGUAGAUUUUUGCACUUAUGCAAGCACAUAAACUUAAUAAUGUAUUCAAUGUAAUAUUUUAGGCUGUCUAUAAUGCUAAAGCGAAAUCACAUGCACUCAAUGUGCUUAAAAUUACCGAUUAGUAGGAAACACAUGUACUUUAUGUAUAUAUCCAUGCCUCACAUGUUUAACUUCAAAUUCAACUCAAUGUCUAUCUUGCUAGAAUACUCUUUAGGUUUUAUACAACUAUUCCUGUUUGAAUGAUUGCCCGGUAGGAACUUACCUUGAUUUAUAAACUAGAGUGUGCAACAGAUGUGUACUUGAAGGUUGUUUGGAAUGUUCGAGUUUUUCCACAUGCACUAAAUGUGAUGCUUAUAAUAAUUAUAUUCUAGAAACUGGAAAAUGCAUAAGAAGUUCAUGUGACACACCUUGUAUUACUUGCCUUUCUACUAAUAAAUCUUCAUGUAAUUCUUGUAUGAAUGGAAUGUAUUUAUUUUUUGGAAGUUGCUAUGUUAGUUGUCCAUUGGAAACUUACCCAGUUUUAUCAACUAAAACUUGCAAAUGGUGUUAAUAUGGAUGCUUGAAAUGUACAAAUGAUAAUACUUGUUAUCUGUGUGAUAGUCGUAAUGGAUAUUAGCUAUUCGGUAGUAUUUGUGUGACAGCAUAUGUUUGUUAUUCACCUUGUAGAACUUGUAAAUCUUUUUAACCUGAUUUUUGUUUGAGUUGUUAAACGGGAUAUUAUUUAUAUGAAAAUAAAUGUUAUACUUAUUGCCCAAAUAAUGGAAGUAAACCUACUAGUGGUAUUUGUUGA
Messenger RNA from Ichthyophthirius multifiliis, 2160 nucleotides. RefSeq names its product leishmanolysin family protein, putative. Gene Ontology annotation, cellular component: membrane; cytoplasm. Gene Ontology annotation, molecular function: metalloendopeptidase activity. Gene Ontology annotation, biological process: cell adhesion; proteolysis. The record is from RefSeq and is a predicted model, not a curated record. The transcript has 3 exons. Lineage: Eukaryota; Ciliophora; Oligohymenophorea; Hymenostomatida.